AUGUCCAAAGAUAAAGAAGUUAAAUUGGACGUUGAGGAUCCUGUUUUGGAAAUGAAAACUAAGAAGGGUCCUUUAAGACCCUUCUUAGUUACGGAGCCAGAUCCAAAACUAUCGACUUUGCGUACGCCUAAUAGUGCUGAAGAGAGGUUGCUGAUUGGUAUUCUUCUAGCUGUGACUGUGGUAGUUAGAUUUUACAGGUUAUCAUAUCCAAACUCUGUUGUUUUUGAUGAAGUUCAUUUUGGGGGAUUUGCUUCUAAGUAUAUCAGAGGAGCGUUCUUUAUGGAUGUUCAUCCUCCGCUGGCGAAGAUGUUGUUUGCUGGUGUUGCUAGUCUAACAGGGUUUAAAGGAGAUUUUGAUUUUGCCAAUAUAGGGGAUGCGUAUGUGUCAAGCGUGCCAUAUGUGUUGAUGAGAGGUUUUGCUGCAGCACUAGGAGCGUCUACUGUUCUUUUAAUGUAUUUGACUUUGCGAGCAUCUGGCGUGCGGACAAGGGUUGCGUUUCUUUCUGCCAUUUGCUUUGCUGUUGAGAACUCUUUUGUGACGAUUUCAAGAUAUAUUUUGUUAGACUCUCCAUUGAUCUUCUUUAUUGCUGCUGCGGUGUAUUCUUUCAAGAGGUUUGAGUUAUAUCCUAGUAACACUAUCCAAUCUUACAAGAGCUUGUUUGCUACUGGUAUGGCUCUCGGUUUGGCACUUUCGUCCAAAUGGGUUGGAUUAUUUACUGUUGCCUGGGUAGGUUUACUAUGUAUCUGGAGAAUCUGGUUCCAAGUUGGUGAUUUGACGAUGCCAAUUAGCUCCAUUGCGAAACAGGCAUCUGCCAAAUUAUUCUUCCUAUUAGUUAUUCCUAGUAUCGUAUACCUAUUGUUUUUCAAUAUCCAUUUUCAAGCUUUACAGAAUUACUCGGAUGGAGCUGGGUUCUUUUCUUCAGAAUUCAGAACUUCUUUGAAUGGCCAUUCUAUUCCUUCAAAUAUCCUAGCUGAUGUUGGUAUUGGUUCCACCGUUACUAUUCGCCAUGUGGGAACUAUGGGGGGCUAUUUGCACUCCCAUGAGCAUGUUUAUGAGGGGGGCUCCAAACAGCAACAAAUCACCUUAUAUCCACAUCUGGAUCACAACAACGACUGGUUGAUUCAAUAUUACAACGAUACCACAAGGGUUCCCACAACAUUUGAAGGACUAAAAGACGGUACCAAAAUUAGACUCCAACAUAUUCUGACUAAACACAGAUUACAUUCUCACGAUCAUAAGCCACCAGUUUCCGAAUCUUCCGAUUGGCAAAAAGAAGUGUCUGCUUAUGGAUUUGAGGGAUUUGAAGGUGAUGCGAAUGAUGAUUGGAUUGUAGAAAUUGACAAAGACUCUUCUGCUCCUGGUGAAGCUCGUGAGAGAAUUAGGGCCAUUGAAACUAAAUUUAGGUUAAAACAUGCUAUGACUGGUUGUAUGUUGUUUUCUCAUGAAGUAAAAUUACCAAAGUGGGGGUUUGAACAGCAGGAAGUUACAUGUGCUACGCAAGGAAAGCCUCACUUAACGCUAUGGUAUAUCGAAGGCAACACGAAUCCACUAUUGCCAGAGGAUUCAGCAAGGGUUUCUUACAAAACUCCAUCAUUUUGGUCCAAGUUAUUGGAGGCUCACAAAAGAAUGUGGCACAUUAAUAAGAAUUUAAAAGAACCCCACGUGUAUCAAUCAGAUCCUUUGAAUUGGCCUUUGUUAUUGCGUGGUAUUUCCUAUUGGGCUAAAGACCAUAGGCAGGUUUACUUUAUGGGUAAUGCUAUUUUGUGGUGGGCUGUUACAUUUUUCAUGGCUGCGUUUUUUGGCUUAUGUCUGCGUGAAUUAUUUACUUGGCAGUUGGGUAACCCAAUUUUACAGGAUAGUCGUGUAUUGAACUUCCAUAUUCAAGUUGUCCACUAUCUGUUGGGUUUUGCCGUUCACUACGCGCCUUCUUUCUUAAUGAGUCGUCAGUUGUUCUUACAUCACUAUUUGCCAGCGUAUUAUUUUGGAAUUUUAGCUCUCGCUCAUGGAAUGGAUAUGAUUGUAAGUCAAAUCUCCAAAAAAAGAGCAUCAUUGGGAUAUGGUAUUAUUGGGGUUUUCGUUGCAUCUGUAUUAUAUUUCUUUGUUCAAUAUAGAGCGUUGAUAUACGGAACUCCCUGGACUAAAGAUCUUUGUACCAAGAGCCAAUGGAUGAGCGGUUGGGAUUACGGAUGUGGAAAUUUCUUACAUUCUUAUGAUGAUUAUAAAUCGUUGCCUGAAGACGCUAGCGCAGCUCAACUCAUUACACCAACGGAUACCGUUGUUGAAAAGAAUAAGGCGGCAAAUGAUGCGAAAUCUGAACGUGUUGAUUUAGAUAUCGACUCGUUGAUUGCCGAUCCAGCACCCAAGAAGUUUUUUGACCAACAUGGUAAAGAAUUGCCACCUGAAGAAGUUGAACAUAUUGUUAAAGAAAAAGGCGGUCAAAUUAUGGCUGUCACAAGUGUUACGAAAAAUUUAUUAUAA
Messenger RNA from Eremothecium cymbalariae DBVPG#7215, 2478 nucleotides. RefSeq names its product dolichyl-phosphate-mannose-protein mannosyltransferase PMT1 (gene PMT1). The transcript has a single exon. The record is from RefSeq and is a predicted model, not a curated record. Gene Ontology annotation, cellular component: endoplasmic reticulum; membrane. NCBI's taxonomy places the organism in Eukaryota, Fungi, Ascomycota, Saccharomycetes, Saccharomycetales, Saccharomycetaceae. Gene Ontology annotation, molecular function: dolichyl-phosphate-mannose-protein mannosyltransferase activity. Gene Ontology annotation, biological process: protein O-linked glycosylation via mannose. The coding region runs from base 1 to 2478 and encodes 825 amino acids.